CAGACUACGAGACGUGCUCCGUGACGGCUGCAAUUUCCAGCGCAAAAUGCGGCGUGCCGUCUUUUUAAGAGAGAAAGCCCGAAGAUGAAACCAGUAAAGAAAUCUCCAGGCCCAGGGAACAGCAAAGUGUCGAGCUCCACCCGCAGUAAGAAACAGAAGAGAAAGGUGGAGGAAGGGAGGCAGGAGGAAGAAGAGCAGGAGGAGGAGGAGGCUGCAGAGGAAGAGACAUCUGAGGAGGUAGACGAAGGCUCAGGACAUCACUUGGCAUAUGUAGGGGCAAGGAGGAUGCAGGUGAAAGUUGAACCUGCAACAGCAGAGAUGGAAGGUGCCCGGGUACAAGAACAAGACCAGCCAGGAUGUAAUUCGCAGCAAAUGACGGAGGCUGAAACACAGGAAGAGAAACCUCAGAUAUGCAUUGAAACGUCCAACAAUGAGCAUGUGAUGAGUAAAGUAGUAUAUGAAUCGCCCCGCUGGGAGAUGCCUUUGAGUAGGAAAACUGCCACCUUUAAGUCUAAAGCUCCCAAGAGAAAAUAUGUGGAAGGCCAAGGCUCGCAAGAGGGACAAGAGGAUUCUUCUAGCAGCAAUGAUGGCACAUCUGCAUCACAGGAACGUAUUUCAGAGCAGUCUGUAGCCGCUCCCAUUGAAGCAGAAGACAUCCCUUCUGUGCGGUCCUCCUCUACAGAUACAGCCAGCGAGCAUUCUGCAGACUUGGAAGAAGAGUCGGAGAAAGUCCAAACUGAGCUAGAGACACCAGCAUUGUCCUGGCCUGAAAUUGACAUUAGCGGUCACCUGCAGCCCCAGAGAGUCCUGGCACGUAAGGACGAUGCCUUCUACCUUUGCCAAGUAAAACAAGUCCGUCGGAACCAUGAACUCGGAGUGUUGUUUCCAGGGACACAGACAAUCACAUUCCUGGACAUCAUGCAGGAACCGGUACUUCUGGAUCAGAUCCCAUCAGCAAAUCAAGUACACGUGGGAUCAGCAGUGUGUGCCUGUGUGGGACCCGACAAUACAACUUUCCGAGAGGGAACUGUAGUAGAAAUAGUUGAGAAUCCUUUGUCUUACAAGGUUUGCUUUCAACAGAGCCCAGGACGUAGGGAACGUGACUAUGGCUGGGUCCCUCACAACAGUAUUCGACUUAUCUGCUUCCCUUGGUGUAAAGAACCAGUUCUGGUAGUUCCACGAGCAGUAGAGGAGAAGCCACAACAGCCAAUGAGUAGAUUUCCAGCAGCCCAUACUUCAGAUCAGCAGUCAGGCGGCACGGUUGAGAUGCCAGCAUCUCCACGUGGGUUAGAACCAAAACACCUGGAGGAUGCUGAGGUCUCCAAGAUCAGUUUUAGCAUGCCAGUAAGUGAAGAGAAAUUGGCAUCUGUGCAACACUGUAUCCUUUCGCCUCCAAAGUCACCUGCCUAUGGAAUGAUAAUGGGGCGGUUGCCGGAGCAGCCAUCCCCGUUGCUUAGCCCAGAUGCCGGAAGUCGGAGCAGCUGUAGUAGUGUAUCUUUGGAUAAAUGCAGCACUCCAGGGUCCCGUUCUCGCACGCCGCUCACAGCAGCCCAGCAGAAGUACAAAAAGGGAGACGUAGUUUGCACCCCUAAUGGUAUUCGUAAGAAGUUUAAUGGAAAGCAGUGGAGAAGACUGUGUUCCCGGGACGGCUGCAUGAAAGAAUCUCAGAGGAGAGGCUACUGUUCCAGACAUUUGUCCAUGAGAACCAAGGAGAUGGAGAGCAUGUCGGAGGGCCGGGGUGGCCGAGAAGGGAGUGCAGAGUUUGAAUGGGAUGAUACAUCUCGGGACAGUGAAGUAAGCAGCAUACGCACAGACUCCCGUCCACGUCUCGUGGCCCCCACAGAUCUCUCACGCUUUGAUUUUGACGAGUGUGAAGCUGCCAACAUGUUGGUGUCUUUGGGCAGCUCUCGCUCUGGAACCCCAUCAUUCUCCCCGGUUUCCAAUCAGUCUCCUUUCUCCCCAACCCCAUCCCCCUCCCCUUCUCCACUUUUUGGCUUUAGGCCAGCUAACUUCAGCCCCAUCAAUGCUUCCCCUGUCAUUCAACGUGCUGCACGUAGUAGACAUGUAAGCGCAAGUACCCCCAAGGGACAAGCAGUGUUGACCCCUGAGAUGUUGCAUCACUCUCACCACCGAGAGAGACAGUCGGCAGGAAUCAUGCCCUCGUUCCAGACCAACCUUACCUUUACAGUGCCCAUGAGCCCAAGCAAGAGAAAACCAGAUUCCCACCAUGGCAGUGUCAGCUCUGCUGCCGACUUCCAGAAGAGCGACAGCUUGGACUCUGGGGUUGACUCUGUCUCCCAUACACCAACACCGUCUACUCCUGCCGGAUUCCGAUCUGUGUCACCUGCCACCAUUUUCUCCCGAUCCCAACAGGCUUCUCCAUCCCUGCUCCUGUCUCCUCCAGCUGGCCUUACCUCCGACCCUAGCCCUUCGGUCCGUAGAGUUCCUGCCGUACAGAGAGACUCUCCUGUUAUUGUGAGGAACCCAGAUGUCCCUCUUCCAUCAAAGUUUGUAGAAAAGCCAACAGAUGUAGGACCCCGUGGUAUUGGUGCAACAGGGGCUGGAACGGGCAGUCCUCGGCGUAUGGUUAAAGUCUGUUCCAAGGAACAUCCUUCUAAGACACAGCUGCAGAUACCAGUACCCAUCAAUGCCACCCAGAUACAGAAUGUGGCACGAUCCUUACCUUCUGGGCCAACAAGCACUGGAGAGUUGGCUACCUGCACAUCUUCAGGUCCUACAGAUCAUCUUCCAACCAUUUUUAGUGUGUCAUCACCAUUCCAGCCUGUGGCGUUCCAUCCAUCCCCUGCGGCCCUGCUCCCAGUGAUUGUGCCCAGCGACUACAGCAGCCAUCCUGCCCCUAAAAAGGAGAUCAUCAUGGGAAGGCCUGGCACAGUAUGGACGAACGUGGAGCCGAGGUCUGUGGCGGUCUUUCCUUGGCACUCUCUGGUUCCUUUUUUGGCACCAAGUCAGCCUGACUCUUCCGUCCAGCCCAGCGAGGGUCAGCAGCCUGUCAAUCACCCAGGGGCAGCCAACCAAGGCAAAGAACCCCCUGAAUCUGCAUCGGUGGCACACGAGCCUGUGCCCACGACAAGCAAUGAGGAUGAGCGUUGUGGAGUGGCUCGCGCUGAAACUGUGCCAUCCCUCCCCAACGAGGAGCCUCCCAGAAAGUCACAGCACCAAGAGGGCCCCCCACAGGUCGCUACAGGGGACCGCAGGGUGGAUAGCGAGACGGAAAGCGACCAUGAUGAUGCUUUCUUUUCUAUCGGGCCUUCUGAAUUGUCACUCCAAGUGAAUUGUGGGAAGCGCCGGACUCAGUCACUCAGCGCACUUCCGAAGGAAAGAGACUCGUCCUCUGAAAAGGAUGGACGCAGCCCUAACAAGCGGGAAAAAGAUCACAUACGGCGUCCCAUGAAUGCCUUCAUGAUUUUCAGCAAACGUCACCGCGCCCUGGUGCAUCAGCGCCAUCCGAAUCAGGACAAUCGCACAGUCAGCAAGAUCCUGGGCGAGUGGUGGUACGCCUUGGGGACCAAGGAGAAGCAAAAGUAUCAUGACUUGGCAUUUCAGGUGAAAGAAGCACACUUCAAGGCUCACCCCGACUGGAAAUGGUGUAAUAAAGACCGCAAGAAGUCCAGUUCAGACGUGAAGCAGGUGAUGCAGGGGCCCUGGGGGGUCCCCAAAGAGAUGAGGGAAAGGAGUAUGUCUGAGACUGGGACUGCGGCUGCCCCAGGAGCAUCCUCAGACAUUGCCCCUUCUGGACUGCUCCUGGAGUCUAAGCACGGGGCCCCCUCGUCUGUUCUGGCCUCAGGAGAGCGUUUGGUUCCCACUUCCAGCACCUCUGCGCAGGUCCCUCGUCCACGGGCAUUCUCCCAUAGCGCUGUGCAGAGCAUAGAGCACAGAGAUGACAGCCAGGCUCUGCAGGACCUCAAACAGAUGUGCUCAAGUCGUUCUCCAUAUUCCAACCAGAAGGCAGCGUAUGGCGGCCCAGAGCCUUCGUCGUUCCCAAUGCCCGCACACAGCGAGAACGCCGCAUGCCCCACCUCCCGAGCCUGUCCGCCUCUUUCUGGAUCCUACCGCACGCAACGCACAGCCAGCGAGGACAUGACCAGUGACGAGGAGAGGAUGGUCAUCUGUGAGGAGGAAGGAGAUGAUGACGUUAUUGAUGAUGGCUAUGGCUGUGCAGAUAUCGACUUGAAAUGUAAGGAACGGGUGACGGAUAGUGACAGCGAAGGAGCAUCUGGAGAUGAAGCAGAAGGCAAGGUGGCCCCACAAGGGGUCUUUUCCCCGGUCAUCCGUUCCUCCUCGCACUCUGGAAGUUUUCCACUUUCCUCUGAGGACUUUAAAUCAGAUAGACCUGUGAAUGUGGCUCAGUCGCCCAAGCCUAAUGACCAUCCACAAGCCGCCUUCCCCCGUGGGUACACUCCACUGCCCCCUGCCAAGCCUCCUCCUCGUACUCCUACCCAUCAUCAAGCUAAGAGACCUUCAGAAGUGCGUUUCACUAUGGUGGACCCUGCCACCAGCUUCAAGAGGAAACGCAGUGUGGAUGGCGCAGGGCAAAAGAUGGCGGGGGAUAGCAUGCCUUCUGUGAAUCAGUAUUGUGUUCCUUCAGUCAUCUCAUCCACUACAGCCCAAACCCUUGUUCUGCCCAGUCUGCCCUCACCACACCUCUCCAGCACAAUAUAUUCCCCAUCACUCAAACCCUACGAUGGGCAGAGAGGAACCACUGACAGUCGGCCUUAUGUCCCUGCAGUAGGAACUGUACUUGUUUCGGGGCCACAAGGAUUUGGAGUUUUACCUUCUGGCUUUAGGCAAGCUUCAACUGUGGUUACGAAUGUAGUAAAACCAGUUAGCAGCACACCAAUUCCUAUUGCAAGUAAACCAUUACCCGUUACCAGGAGCAGCAGUAGCAGUGAACUUUAUGACGGUCGUGUACCCGGUUCCCCGGUUGGCAUCGGGGUUGUGUACGCCCACGACAGGAAGCCGGUUCAACAGCUGACAUCUCCAGCUUCUCCCCACCCGCAGGGAAAACCCGCCGGAGGGCUCGUAACCAAUUUGCUGGUGGGGGCACCUAGCUAUGGACAGCCGGCGCCCACUUCUGGAAACGGAGCAGGUCCCGUUACCGCACUGCAGUUCAUUACUCAGAAUCCUACAGGCAGCGCCAACGGAGCAGUACCUCUGGGCAUACUUCAGCCGCAGCAGCUGCUUCCUGCUACAAGCAAACGGGGCAAUAUAACCCAAGUGCAGUACAUCUUGCCCACCAUUCCACAACAGCUGCCAGGAGGCAUCCACUUCACCCUUCCUUCUGCAAAUGCUAAAGUGAUCGCCGCCCCUCAAGCUGUUCCAAUUGUCCAGCCAGGCCCUGCUGCCAGCCCAUCAUUGGGCAUUGUGUCAGCAGCUGCCAGAGCCCAGUCGGUGUCUCCUGCCCCUUCUCCUGGGAGCUGCACCCAGCUCCUUUCUGGUCAAGGAAUCCUGUCUCCAGGUACUCCGGUUCAGGGCAAGAUGCUUGUUCCAGUGACCGCACCGCACCACGUGACUGUGCGGGCAGGCUCUACUACCACACAGCUGCCCCUUAUGACGUCCCCCUUCCCUGUUCAAAAUGGCGCACAGCCUGCGAACAAGAUUAUACAGAUCACUCCAAUGCCCAUGGUGCAACCGCAGGCUCAAAAGCAGAGUGCCUUAGUGCCCCCGGGCAGUGCAACACUCCAGAGUGCUCUCCCUGUCACCAUGACGACCGCAGCGGUUGUGGCAGCAGCGUCUCAGCCACAGAAAGUCAUUCUGCCAUCAUCUACAAGGAUCACAUAUGUGCCCUCAGGAGCAGGCAGCGCACUUCCCCUGGUGACCACCAGCUCACACUCCCAGACUGUAACAGCGGGCACUGCCCCUUGUGUCCAGCCUUCACUAGGGACUGGGUCCAUGGCACUUGGCUUCACCACCAUAAGUCCAAAUGGUCAGACCAUAGUCCAACCACUACUAGCAGGGCAGAGCCACAUCCUUGCCCCCGGGCAGGUCACCGUGUCGCCAGCUUCUACACCUCCUGUACCUGCCACCUGCUGCAGCCAAGUCUUAACUGCGAUAUACCCAACAGUCGGGUCUAGUACACUGACUAUGGCGGCUGGUUCUCCAGCUCAGAAUUUAGUGUACAGCGUGGCCAGUACAGGUACCGUGUCUGCUGCACCAACCACCAUCUUGACCAAAGCCAUCAGCACCCCUCUGACAAUCAGCGCCCCGCCUGCGUCAUCUACAGUGGGCUGUACAUCACACGUCACCAGUGUCACUGCCUCUUCCGUUACCUUCAGUUUGGUGACCCCCAAACCUCAGAGGAACCUUUCAAAGCCUCCUCAGAAAGUGAAGGCAACCAUCGCCAGUAUCCCCGUGGGGUCAUACGAGGCAACAUCGCCCUCACCAUGUGCGCGGAAUUCUUCCCGCUCUGCGCCGCUGCCACCUUGUGAAGAGACGCCUGAACCAAAGUACACAACAGAACCUCGAGGGGCAUCCAUAAGCCGGGACCCCGUCACCGAAACAUCAUCUAGUGCUUAUGCUGCCGCUCCGCCUCGGGAUUUGGCUCCGGGAAAGCCUAGGCUGACAGCCGCAGAUGAGCGCUCGUCACGAGACAUGUGGGCGAAGAACGCAACUGAGGACAAAGCGGUUGGAUCCCCGUUACACAGCGGAGUUGUCGGGCUGUCUGACAUCAAAAGGGAGCCGCCAUCUCCCACCAUCAAGAAGGAAUCUGUGUAUUCAACAGACUGGAAGGGCACAGUCCCAGAGAGCCGCUCGGAUCCUACACCCGCUCCACCGCCACCAUCUUCUCCUGUGGCACCACCCGCAUCCAGCAGUAUCGGCGGCUCUCCAGGAGAGGCCAGCAGGUCAUCAGGAGGACCACUGCCUGAAGCUCCUGAAAGAAAGGACGGACCAGUGAAAAAACCCAAACUGAGACCGCCACCCUUGAAGAAGACAUUUGAUUCUGUUGACAACAGGGUCUUGUCUGACGUGGACUUUGAAGAACGAUUUGCAGAGCUCCCGGAGUUCAAGCCGGAGGAGGUGCUGCCCUCGCCCACCCUUCAAUCUCUUGCCACCUCUCCUCGGGCGAUUCUGGGCUCCUACCGUAAGAAGCGCAAAAAUUCUACAGAUUUAGACUCUUCUACAGAGGAUCCCAUAUCUCCGAAGAGGAAAAUGAGGAGACGCUCCAGCUGCAGCUCCGAGCCCAACACCCCAAAGAGCGCCAAGUGUGAAGGAGACAUCUUUACCUUUGAUCGGACAGGCAGCGAGGCAGAAGACAUGCUGGCAGAGCUGGAGUAUGAGAAGGUCCCAUACUCGUCCUUACGUCGGACUUUGGAUCAGCGGCGGGCUCUGGUCAUGCAGCUUUUCCAGGAGCAUGGCUUCUUCCCAUCUUCCCAGGCCACCGCCGCCUUCCAGUCUCGCUACUCGGACAUCUUUCCCACAAAGGUUUGUCUCCAGCUGAAAAUCCGGGAGGUGCGACAGAAGAUCAUGCAGGCCGCCACGCCGACAGAACUUCACUCUUUCACCGAGCACUCUUCCCCCAGCACCUCCGACACCUCAGCACCUUCCGAAAUGCAGCCCCCCCAGGAUCACACGCUGCGGCCCGGCGAGCCCCCCGACGCAGCUUGGGAGUCAGGCCAGGAACCUCCUGACCCCUCCGGUGCCAGAUGAGUGGAGAAAGUCGGGGAGCCCCCUUUUUGUGCAUAGGCACCCAGUGAACUCCUGAGGGCGGAGGGACAACCUCAAUCGAGGAAUACCCAGGGGCCGACAAUGGAUCACUUACUCCCCUACCUGCAACCAGACUUUUGCCCCUCUUGCACAGACAAUCCACCCAUUCCUUGGCAGAAUGUACUCUGGAUGGGCAGCGCCGCCACCCCCUUGUGGGCAGAGACGUCCAGAUGUUGGCAGUGUGAUAGUAAUCCACACUGGAUUAAACACUGCAGUUCUGGGGUCUGGCUGCAAGUAGAAAUGGCUCAUGGACUUUUUUUUUUUUUUUUUUUUUUUAAAAACGGGG
Messenger RNA from Nanorana parkeri, 8008 nucleotides. It is a transcript of the gene CIC, whose product is annotated as capicua transcriptional repressor. The transcript has 22 exons. Gene Ontology annotation, biological process: regulation of transcription by RNA polymerase II. The coding region runs from base 85 to 7665 and encodes 2526 amino acids. Gene Ontology annotation, cellular component: nucleus. The record is from RefSeq and is a predicted model, not a curated record. Gene Ontology annotation, molecular function: RNA polymerase II transcription regulatory region sequence-specific DNA binding; DNA-binding transcription factor activity, RNA polymerase II-specific. Lineage: Eukaryota; Metazoa; Chordata; Amphibia; Anura; Dicroglossidae.